Gossypium raimondii (Peruvian cotton) is the source of this 1661-nucleotide messenger RNA. RefSeq names its product phospholipase A1-IIdelta. The coding region runs from base 144 to 1394 and encodes 416 amino acids. The record is from RefSeq and is a predicted model, not a curated record. Lineage: Eukaryota; Viridiplantae; Streptophyta; Magnoliopsida; Malvales; Malvaceae. Gene Ontology annotation, biological process: lipid metabolic process. The transcript has a single exon. Gene Ontology annotation, molecular function: glycerophospholipid phospholipase A1 activity.
GAGUGCCAUAUUGUCAUCCGGAAUAUGGCUUUUCUAUCUCAUAAAAUAGUACCUAUCUUUCCCCUCCCGAUCAUAAGAUAAAACGACUAGGGCCACAGAAUUCCUUUCUUGGUCGCCUAUCCAUCGGUGGCAGUCUGCUGCUCAUGGCCGCAAAUCAAGAAGCAGAACCGUCAUGGCAGGAACUGCUUGGUUGCAAAAACUGGGACUCGCUUCUGGAUCCUCUUCACCUCUCACUUCGCAAACUCAUCCUCCGCUGCGGUGACUUCUGCCAGGCCACAUAUGACGCCUUCAACAACGACCAAAAUUCCAAGUUCUGCGGUUCAAGCCGCUAUGGCAAGUCCUCUUUCUUCGACAAAGUAAUGCUGGAAUCUGCCUCCGAUUACAAAGUAGAAUCGUUUCUCUAUGCCACUGCUCACGUCACUCUCCCUCAAGCCUUUUUGCUCCACUCCAGGUCAAGGGAGUCCUGGGACCGCGAAACAAACUGGAUUGGCUACAUCGCCACGACGUCCGAUGAAACAUCGAAAGCUCUGGGUCGCCGCGAUAUCUACGUAGUGUGGCGAGGAACUACCAGAGACUACGAGUGGGUUAAUGUUCUUGACGCAAAGCUUGAGCCCUUAGAGCCCCUUUUGCGAGUCGACGGAAGUAGCAACAAGGAAAUGGGUGAUAGUAGCAGUGACAGUGACAGUGAUAAUGAAAAUGAGAAGCCGAAAGUGAUGCUUGGUUGGCUGACGAUUUACAUUUCUGAUGAUCCCAAAUCGCCUUUUACAAAAUUAAGUGCAAGGGAACAACUUUUGGGUAAGAUAAAAGAGUUGAAAGAGAGAUAUAAAAAUGAAAAUCUAAGCAUAGUGUUCACUGGGCAUAGUUUGGGGGCUAGUUUAGCGGUUUUAAGUGCUUUUGAUGUAGUUGAGAAUGGUUUAGUGGACAAUAUUCCUGUGGCAGCUUUUGCUUUCGGUUGUCCACAAGUGGGGAAUAAGGCAUUUAAUGACAGGAUGAAAAGGUAUCCAAAUCUUACGGUUCUGCAUACAAAGAACAUAAUUGAUGUCAUUCCUCACUACCCUAGCCUGUUGUUGGGGUACGUUUAUACGGGGACAGAACUGGUAAUCGAUACCAGGAAGUCUCCAAGCUUGAAGGACUCAAAGAAUCCCAGUGAUUGGCAUAAUUUACAGGCAAUGUUGCACAUAGUAGCAGGGUGGAAUGGACAGGAAGGAGAGUUUGAGCUGAAAGUGAAGAGAAGUUUGGCUUUGGUGAACAAGUCUUGUGCGUUUCUAAAAGAUGAGUGCUUGGUGCCGGGUUCAUGGUGGGUGGAGAAGAACAAAGGGCUUGUGAGAAAUGAAGAUGGGGAGUGGGUAAUGGUUCCAGCAACCGAUGAAGACUUGCCUACACCUGAAGCUUAAAUGCAUUUGGAUUACCGUCUUUGGCUACUAAUACCUUUAUUUGGUCUAUUUUUCUUCCUUUCGUUAUGUUCUGUUUUGUUUCCUUUGUAUGUUACUUGAAUGUCUUGGUCUCCUCGAAGGAGAUUAGGGAUGGUGAUUGCUGCAAAUGCAUGAGAUCAAGUGCUAUCUUCCAGUGUAAAAUGUAUCUGUCUGAUGCUAAAUUAAGUAAUCUGUCAAAUAAGUUGCUGCUUUUUUUGGGGUAUAAAAUAAUAGAAUUUAUAUUUGAUA